Molecule: messenger RNA, 1079 nt
Organism: Pomacea canaliculata
Lineage: Eukaryota; Metazoa; Mollusca; Gastropoda; Architaenioglossa; Ampullariidae
Exons: 5
Coding region: 271-1044 (257 amino acids)
Source: RefSeq, a predicted model, not a curated record
CUUGUGUUGUAAGUGCGUGUGCACCUGUACUUAGAGGUCAAUGAAAGAGCGGUUGUGCUGACACCUGAGUGGGACAGAUCGGUAUUCUGCUUUUGAUCGCCGCCUCUGCAACAUUGUAUACAGUUUCUUUUUGUUGAUGGAGUUCACACACAAACUUUUCCUGCUUUGCCGGGUUUCUAAUCAAUACUGAAGUUUUGCAGCUUCAGAUUUAAAGAAAAAAGAAACAUCUAGCCUGCUUUCUGUGGACUAAAAACAGCUUCAGAUGCAGGGAUGGCAAGGUCGAAACCAGUGUACCAUGAAGAAAUCCUACAGCUACAAUUCUUUUUCACCUGCUUCAAAGACAGUGAUGAGGCUGCAGAUUAUGUGGUACACAACAGCAGGCAACCUGGCUCUUUCUUGCUCAGACCCAGCACUCGCACCCCAGGAGGCUUAGCACUGACAGUUAGGAUUGAUGGCUCCCAUGCCAGGCAUGUCAAUGUGCUCCAGGAGCACAGCGACAACAGUCCCACUGGGCGGAUUUACUAUGUCAUCAGGGAGCGUUGUUUCAACACAUUCCAUGACUUGUACAGCUAUUAUUCUAUGAACUCUAUCACCAACAUGGAGCAUAUUGAAAAUGUACGUCUCCUGAACCCUAUUGAAAGAAACCGAGAGGCAAGCAAUUCUGUCUCAUCCAGAUCUAAACCUAUUUCGAUCUCUGUAACUAAUAAAGAGAUUCCCCCACUUCCUUUUCGGAAUCCAGGAGGCAUGUCAUCCUCUGUCAAGAGUGGAAACGCAGACUUCUCACCAAUAUCUGGAGCAGAUGGGGGUUCACAUCGAACAUCAUCGCUAGAUAGCGAGGGCAAUGAAAGUCGCUUAUCCAGCAGCAGCAUUGGUUCACACGUGAAUGAAGUGCCACAGUUAAUCAGGGCACCACUUCCACCAAAACCGAACGGUAGUAACCUGUAUUUCACAGAUCCCUUUGAAGAUGCACCUGUAUCUCCAACAGUGAUGCCCACCUCUCAGUCAAAUAUACCUAAAUCUAACUCAAAGAAGCAAGAAGGAUGACAAGUACAAAAAGAAAAAAGAAAACAAAAAGAUAU